CUGGUUGAAGAAACAAUAUCUACCAGAGCAAGGAGUGUGUGUUUAUAUGAGGCUUUGAGUUGGACAUUGUCAGACUUAUAAUGGUUUUUUAAAUGGAGGGAUUAAAAUGCAAAAAUACCCCAGCAUUCUAUACAGGAGGAAUACGUCUUGGAAAUUUCAAACUUAAGGGUUAUUUAUAGGAGGAGAGAAUCGAUAUACAAAUAACAAUACCAUCAUUAUGAAUCGUUCUUAACCAUGGCUAGAUACUAUACCUUACCAGACCAGGGGUGGUCCUGGGCCGUUCUUUUAGCCUCUUUUGGAUCUCAUUGCAUCCAUGGUUUCUUUUUGACCGCUGUUGGGCUGCUUCAGCUCUCAUUACUGGACCACUAUAAGGAAGGCGUAUUGAAAACUUCAUGGGCGCUUUCGAUUUUCCUGGGAUUGUUUUCUAUAUCAGGACCACUUGCAAGUUUGAUAGCCAACAGAUGGAGUUGUAGAGUUUCCUUUUUUACUGGUGGAUUGGCUGUGUCCAUAAGCCAUGUCAUGACUGCCUUUAUGCCAAAUAUUAUUACGGUUUUAUUUUCACUGGGAAUAUUGGGAGGUACUGCUAUUGGAAUAUGUUAUGCAUCAUCUGUAGUUGUUGUUGGGUACAACUUUGAGAAGAAGAGGAACUUUGCAAGUGGAGUAGCAGUUUCUGGAGUUGGGAUUGGGGCAUUUGCCCUUGCACCACUGAUGCAAGCUGUUAGCGAUCACUAUGGCUAUCACGGAUUAUGGCUGAUGUGUGCAGGGCUGACUUUGCAAUAUUGCGUGUUCGGUGCUAUGCUUUUUCCGUCAAAAUUAGAAAUAAGUCGAAAGAAUAAGGAAUCUGAAGACGCAAUCUUGUCGAAAUGUGACAGCAAUAAAAUGUCACAUAAGUUUAGUAGAUUGAAAAACGGAUGCAACGUUUUGUCGCAAAAAGCUCUCUUAAAUGUUUAUCUGUCCAUGUUUCUUUGUAAUUUAGGAAUUUCUCUCAUUUACGUCCAUUUUGGAAGUUAUGUGACGUCUGUUGGAUACAGGAAGUUGGACGCUGCUUUCCUUUUUUCGAUAUGUGGUAUCUGCAACUGCCUUUCUCGCAUUUUAAUCGGUUCAGCCGCAAAUGCUAGCAAUAUGGAUGAAUUUGUAUUAUUUGCAGGAGCUUUCAGUCUAAUGGGAUUAUCAACAGUAGUGUUUCCACUAUAUGGAGAAAAUUACGGUGGUCAGGUGUUUUAUGUUGUGACACUGGGAAUAUACUCAGGUUCCUGUUAUCCCCUGUUGAACUCUAUAUGUGUGAUUUUAGGUGGCAUCGACAACUUGGCCACUGUUUUUGGAUUUAUCUUGCUCUUCACGGGUCUUGGUUGUUUCAUGGGACCUUUACUUGGAGGUUUCAUUGUCAACUUCGGUGGGACAUAUAGUCAGUCCAUCACAGUUUCAGGUGCAAUAAUUCUGAUUGGCUCCACCUUUGCAUGGUGCUCAGGAGCCAAUGAUCGAGAUACAAAUAAAAUAAAGGAAAUCAGAGAGACAAUCGUUAUUCAGGAAGGUGAUGCGGUAGAAGAACAUAUGAACGAGACUGAUCUCAGAGGAAGCGAACACUGUGACAGUGAUCUUGAUUCUCUUAAUGAAAAGCUGGAGACCAAUAUAGAAAGUAGUUCUUUAUUAAUAAGUGAUAUGGAAAAUGGCGAAAUACAAUAAAAUACCUGAUUUUGUA
Molecule: messenger RNA, 1699 nt
Organism: Saccostrea echinata
Lineage: Eukaryota; Metazoa; Mollusca; Bivalvia; Ostreida; Ostreidae
Product: monocarboxylate transporter 13-like
Exons: 6
Coding region: 235-1683 (482 amino acids)
Biological process (GO): monocarboxylic acid transport; transmembrane transport
Molecular function (GO): monocarboxylic acid transmembrane transporter activity
Source: RefSeq, a predicted model, not a curated record